Messenger RNA from Caenorhabditis auriculariae, 1346 nucleotides. The record is from the annotation of a GenBank genome assembly. NCBI's taxonomy places the organism in Eukaryota, Metazoa, Nematoda, Chromadorea, Rhabditida, Rhabditidae.
AUGAGGGCCAAUUGGGGUUGUGUUCGUGGCUCAAGACAAUGAAUCUCACUAAACUUGAGUGCUUACAGCGCGGGAGGACGCUGUUUUGUGCUGGGAAUUGGGUGGAGGGACGGGUCUCUCUUCGGUCUUACCGAAUGCACCAAUAAAAACACACAACCUACUAUAUGUACAAACCUAUCUAAUGAAAAACAACCUACAAGUGAAAAACAAAAAAAUAAAUAAUUUUUUUGUUAAAAAAACCCAAUAUUAAUAUUUUUUUGACCAAAAUGAUAAUUAAGUUUUUUUAAAACUACAGUUAAAAAAACUAUUGUAGACACGCGGAAUACGUUCUACUACCUGAUCGCCAAUUGUUGUAUAGUGCGAAUAUAUACAACUGUUAGUUACUAACUAUUUACUUCAAAUCAAAAAGUAAAAAAACGAAGACAACACAAUGUAGGAAGCAAUCGCGGAACGCGAUUGCGCAGAAAGUGGAACUGUGAAGGUGGCCUGCACAUCUUAAUAAUGCGCGGCAAUUUGAAAUGGUGUAGAUUUACGGGGUGAAAUCUAGACACUACAACAAACUUAAAUGUUUCUAUUAGAGAAUACGAACUUUCAGGCGAUUUCAGUAGAAUAUUGAUGUCUCCAGUGUAACUUCUUAUUUUGAGUCUACUUUUUUGACUGGCGUCUUUACCAGUUCCAUUCAAAAAUGGUUAUGUAUCUUCAGACGAUUGCGACGAUGAGCACAUUGCCGAAGGAAAGGUUCCGGUAGUUCAUUGUCCAACGAUAUGCGUGUCCCUUUUCGAACAACCCAACAUUGCUGGUGAGAAGAUCCUCGCCCCGCUGAUAUGUGGGCAAUUUUGAGGCGUGCGGAUAAAAGGCCACAUUCGCGGCUGCAUGAACGACGUCCUCAUCAACGGCUUCAACCAGACGAUCGUCACUUGGUAUCGCUGGAUGCAUCGCGACUCUUGUCGACCCUAUCGGUUUCUUUUGUCAACUUUUCACAACUUUAUUCCGUUUUUUUUUCAAUAGUCCCUGACUAUUUUUUUGCAAAUUUGGAAGACUGAAAGGUCAUUCGAGAUCUAUGAGAAUUGCAGACAUAAAUCAAUGAUGUUAUUUUUUUGAAAAAAAACAGCAAAGGUACUUGAUACUCAGUUGGUACACAAAAACAAAAAGGAAAGACGGUGAACCAAAAUCAUUGGGAGGGAUGUUUCAGGAAAAAGGAGCUUUUCAAACUCGGCGGCGCCCUGACCGACGACUCGACCAUUGACGUCUGCACCUGCUACGCGGACCAUUGCAACGGCAACUCGGCCGCCAGCCAUUCCCUCGGCUUUUUCCUCGCAUUCUUAAUUUUCCUGUCCCUCCGAUGA